Messenger RNA from Humulus lupulus (European hop), 3672 nucleotides. RefSeq names its product protein unc-13 homolog. The transcript is spliced from 5 exons. The coding region runs from base 80 to 3088 and encodes 1002 amino acids. Lineage: Eukaryota; Viridiplantae; Streptophyta; Magnoliopsida; Rosales; Cannabaceae. The record is from RefSeq and is a predicted model, not a curated record.
CUAUAGGUGUAUAUAGAGGUAGUCCAUCGUGUCUGACUACCUUUUCUGGUUCUCUCUCCUCCAUUUUUCUCUCUCAACAAUGGCUCAUCUGUUCAGAGACCUGUCACUGGGCCAUUCCAAGAGAGAAAGUGCAUCCUCAAUGUCGUUCAGUAAGCCCACCAUUACCGUCACCAAGACUUUGGCGGCCGCCGAUCUCCCGUCACCGCUCGGCGACCUCUCGGAUUCGGCUCAGCUCACCGAUUCUGACCUUCGACUCACCGCUUACGAGAUCUUUGUCGCCGCUUGCCGUACUUCCUCCGGUAAACCCCUCACUUUCGUUCCUUCGUCGUCGCUCAAUCACUCUAAUUCCGAUUCGCCGAGUCAACACAGCAACUCGCCCAACUCUCCCGCUCUUCAGCGCUCUCUCACCUCUGCUGCUGCUAGCAAGGUCAAGAAGGCGUUUGGGCUUAAAUCACCUGGCUCGGGCUCUAAGAAGAGCCCCGGCGGCUCUGGUUCGAGCCCUGGUUCGGGUCAGGGGAAGUCGAAGAAGGCAUUGACUGUUGGUGAGCUGAUGAGGAUCCAAAUGAAGGUUUCUGAGGCCAUGGAUUCUAGAGUGAGGAGAGCUCUGUUGAGGAUUGCGGCUGGCCAGUGUAUCCAACAGGUUGGAAGGAGAAUUGAAUCAGUAGUAGUCCCACUAGAGCUUUUACAGCAGCUCAAGCUGGUGGAUUUUACUGAUUCACAAGAAUAUGAUGCCUGGCAAAAAAGAACCCUGAAAAUUCUUGAGGCUGGCCUCCUUUUGCAUCCUCGCUUGCCACUAGACAGGGUACAGAGUGCUGCGCAGAGACUACGCCAAAUUAUUCAUGGGGCAUUGGAUAGACCCUUUGAAACUGGGAGGAAUAAUGAAUCUUUGCAAGUUCUUCGAAGUGCUGUCAUGACUCUUGCUUCAAGAUCAAUUGAUGGUUCUCUUACCGAGUCAUGUCACUGGGCAGAUGGGUUUCCACUGAAUCUCCGGCUGUAUGAAAUGCUUCUAAAUGCCUGCUUUGACGUUAAUGAUGAAACAUCCAUACUUGAGGAAGUGGAUGAACUAAUGGAACAUAUAAAAAAGACCUGGGGAAUCCUUGGAAUUAACCAGGUUCUCCAUAAUGUUUGCUUCACUUGGGUUUUAUUUCACCGAUAUGUUGCAACUGGCCAAGUUGAAAUGGACCUCAUAUAUGCAGCGGAUAGUCAGCUAGAAGAGGUUGCUAAAGAUGCAAAGACAACAAAGGAUUCAGAGUAUUCCAAGGUUUUGAGUUCUACAUUGACUUCAAUAAUGGGUUGGGCUGAGAAGAGGCUUCUUGCGUAUCAUGAGACUUUUGAUAGUGGCAAUAUUGAAACCAUGCAAGGGAUUGUUUCUUUGGGGGUUGCAGCAGCUAAGAUUAUAGUUGAAGACAUAUCUAAUGAGUACCGAAGGAGGAGGAAGAGUGAAGUUAACGUGGCUCGAGACAGGAUCGACACUUACAUCAGAUCAUCUUUACGAACUGCUUUUGCUCAGAGAAUGGAGAUGGCAGAUUCAAGCAGGAGAGCAUCCAAAAAUCAGCCAAAUCCUCUUCCAGUCCUUGCCAUUCUUGCUAAGGAUGUUGGUGAGCUGGCACUGAAGGAGAAGCGAAUGUUUAGUCCAAUUCUGAAGAGAUGGCAUCCUUUUGCAGCAGGCGUGGCUGUUGCCACCCUUCAUGUUUGUUACGCAAAUGAGAUAAAACAAUUCAUAUCAGGUAUAGCAGAAUUGACACCAGAUGCUGUUCAAGUAUUGAGAGCUGCGGAUAAGCUGGAGAAAGAUCUUGUACAGAUAGCAGUUGAAGAUUCAGUAGACAGUGAUGAUGGUGGGAAGGCAAUAAUUCGUGAGAUGCCUCCUUUUGAGGCUGAGGCUGCAAUUGCCAAUUUGGUGAAAGCAUGGAUCAAGACCAGAGUGGACAGACUAAAAGAAUGGGUUGAUAGAAAUCUACAGCAAGAGGUGUGGAGUCCACAAGAAAAUGAAGGAUAUGCUCCCUCAGCUGUGGAAGUUUUGCGAAUCUUUGAUGAAACUUUGGAAGCAUAUUUUCGGCUUCCAAUACCUAUGCAUCCUGCAUUGCUUCCCGACUUGAUGGCAGGCCUUGACAGAUGUCUUCAAUAUUACAUAACGAAGGCAAAAUCUGGCUGUGGAUCACGAAGUUCAUAUGUUCCCACUAUGCCAGCAUUGACCAGAUGUACUAUAGGAUCAAAGUUCCAAGGCUUUGGCAAGAAGAAAGAAAAGUCACCAAACCCUCCAAAGAGAAACUCUCAGGUUGCUACAUUGAAUGGAGAUCACUCAUAUGGAAUUCAACAGCUCUGUGUUCGUAUAAACACUUUACAACGAAUCAGGAGUGAGUUAGAAGUUUUGGAGAAAAGGGUAAUCACCCAUUUGAGGAACUCUGAGUCUGCUAAAGUAGAAGAUUUUUCUAAUGGUUUGGAAAAACAAUUCGAACUCUCGCCAGCAGCUUGUGUGGAGGGAAUCCAGCAGCUUUGUGAGUCAGUGGCAUACAAGAUUGUUUUCUAUGAUCUCAGUCAUGUUCUGUGGGAUGGUUUAUAUGUUGGGGAAGCAUCUUCCUCCAGGAUUGAACCGUUCCUUCGGGAGCUGGAAAGACAUUUGUUAAUUAUUUCGGACGCUGUACAUGAGAGAGUUCGUACAAGAAUUAUUACUGACAUAAUGAGAGCUUCCUUUGACGGUUUUUUGUUAGUUUUACUUGCUGGCGGUCCCUCUCGUGCAUUCUCCAAGCAGGACUCUCAGAUAAUAGAAGAUGAUUACAAAUCUCUUAAAGAUCUAUUCUGGGCCAAUGGAGAUGGUUUACCUUCUGAGUUAAUCGAUAAGUUUUCAACAACAGUGAGAGGGGUGCUUCCCCUUUUCAGAACUGACACAGAGGGCCUCAUUGAGAGGUUCCGACGUGGGACGCUAGAAACAUACGGCUCCUCCGCCAGGUCCAAAUUCCCACUGCCUCCUACUUCUGGGCAAUGGAACCCAACUGAGCCAAACACUCUCCUGCGAGUUCUAUGCUACCGAAACGACGAUGCAGCCUCCAAGUUUCUGAAGAAGACUUACAACUUGCCUAAGAAACUGUAACCAUUUCGAGGAAUGGCGUUCGACAAGCAACACAUGUUGUUCUUGCACAGUUUACUCGCUUUGACAUUCUUGCAUUUCUGCUUGUAUUUAGUGAAAAUUGAUUGCUCUUUGUGAUAUAUAGUUUGAUACAUUGGUGAGAGGAAGGAGGUGGUUGCCUUUGAAGGUAGCUCUGUUGAGCGAUGCGGCUGGGAGGUAUCUUGGUCUUGGUCUACUUGGAGGAGAGUCCAAAGAGAAUGACGGAGGUUUUUCUCUUGUGAACCAAAGAUAGGUGGCUAAAUAUUCUUUAUCAUUCGUUUUUUGUUAUUAUUAUUAUUAUUAUUAUAAUUUUUUUUUAAUUAUCACGAUAUCCUGCUUAAAUUAUUUUGUUUUUAAAAUUCCAUAGAAGGUUCUUUAUUGUUUUUAUUGUCCGUACACUCCCAGAGAUUAGGAUUUGAAUCUGAGUACUUGGUCUUCUUGUUAGGUAUAAGAAAGUACAGCAUAAUUAUGUUUAUUCUCCGAUGCUGUUUUUCUUUCUAUUGGCAUGUAAUAAAUAAUUAUACAAAUCAUCAAUAUUCGUACGGCAGUCUAUUUCUAUUUCUAUUUCA